CUCUCUCACUUCCAAGCAAGAGACGGGCGGCGAGGAAGCGAGCGCGAAGCAACGAGAGCUCGAUCGAAUCGAAGGGAUUCCGAGUUGGGCCACCACGGCUAGCCUUGGAGCCGGCCGGUGGGCAACCCACCGCCGCCUCAUCCCCCGCCACCAUCACCCUCGAGUGGAGCACCGCCGGGCUGCCGGCGUGGCCCUACGCCUCCUCUUAGACAAGAAGAGCAGCCCCGCCCUACACGGAGGCCGCGGAGCCCUCCCCUCCGCCGGCGGAAGCCCCUCCGACCUCCUCUUCCUUGCAGGCGGCGGUCAUCUAGCUGCCCCGCUCCUCCUUCCCUUCUCGUAAUCGACCAACUAUUCCCCUUCUCUGCUUUCUUAUCUACGUGCUCUAUAAGGCUAUAUGGAGAUGCUGACCAUCAAGAGGGUCCCCACCGUGCUCUCCAACUACCAGGAGGACGCCGCCGAGCCCCGUGGCUGCGGCCGGAACUGCCUCGGCAAGUGUUGCUUGCCCGUCUCUAAACUUCCCCUUUAUGUCUUCAAGAGCGCGGCGGAGCUGCCGGAUUCUCCGUCGGGCGCCACCGAGAAGCCGCUGGCCGACUUCUUCCUCAACUCCCUUUUGCUUGGACAGUGGGAGGAUCGAAUGAGCAAGGGGUUGUUCCGGUAUGAUGUGACGACCUGCGAGACCAAGGUGAUCCCUGGGGAGCAGGGGUUCAUUGCCCAGCUGAACGAGGGCCGCCACCUCAAGAAACGCCCCACCGAGUUCCGUAUCGACCGUGUCCUCCAGCCAUUUGAUCCCGCCAAGUUUAACUUCACCAAGGUUGGCCAGGAGGAGGUGCUGUUCCGCUUCGAGGCCGGGGGAGGCAACAAGGCUCACUUCUUUGAGAGUGCCCCUGUUGAUGGAGCCACCUCUCCCACCGUCGUCGCGAUCAAUGUGAGCCCCAUCGAGUAUGGUCAUGUGCUGCUGAUUCCUCGUUUGCUCGAUUGCUUGCCUCAGAGGAUCGAUGCCGAGAGCUUCUUGCUUGCCUUUCACAUGGCAGCAGAAGCAGGGAACCCUUACUUCAGGCUGGGAUACAAUAGUUUGGGUGCCUUUGCCACCAUUAAUCACCUGCAUUUCCAGGCUUAUUACUUGUCGCUGCCCUUCCCGGUGGAGAAGGCCCCAACGGAAAAGAUACCAAUGGCUAAGGGCCUGGCCAAUAGUGGUCUGAAGGUCUCACUGUUGAUGAAUUAUCCUGUGAGAGGCCUGGUUUAUGAGGGUGGCAACACCUUGAAGGACCUAGCUGAUGUGGUAGCCAACUCCUGCAUUUGUCUUCAAGAAAACAACAUCCCAUUUAAUGUGCUUAUUUCUGACUCAGGCAGGAGGAUCUUCCUCUUCCCACAGUGCUACGCUGAAAAACAAGCUCUUGGUGAGGUGAGCCAGGAAAUUCUGGAUACUCAAGUGAACCCUGCUGUAUGGGAGAUCAGUGGGCAUAUCGUGCUGAAGCGGAAAAAAGAUUAUGAAGAGGCGUCAGAGGACUACGCUUGGAGUCUCUUGGCUGAGGUCUCCCUCUCUGAAGAGAGGUUUCAAGAAGUGAAAGCUUAUAUCUUUGAAGCCAUAGGAUUGGUGGAGGCUGAAGUGGAAGAUGCGGACGUAAACGAGAAUAAAAGAACCUCACAUCAGUCCACCCCUGUGGACACUACCCAUUUCCCAGAAGGGUGUCUGGUUCAACAAUGAAGGAUGAGCCUUUUCAUUGCAUCGGUUACUGCUGUUUGCUUUUGCUUGUUUCUGAACCAAAUAAGGGCAGUUAAUAUACUGUUGCUUGCAGCAACACUGCCUGAACUUAUUUUUCUUCAGUGUGUUCUCUGUGGUUGGCUGGCUUGUGUACCAACUGUUAGAAUGUCGAGCAGAUGCUGAAUCUAUUGCUUGUUUUCGACCCAUAUCUAGUUCUAUGUACAUUUCUGUU
Molecule: messenger RNA, 1934 nt
Organism: Phoenix dactylifera (date palm)
Lineage: Eukaryota; Viridiplantae; Streptophyta; Magnoliopsida; Arecales; Arecaceae
Product: GDP-L-galactose phosphorylase 1-like
Biological process (GO): glucose metabolic process
Cellular component (GO): cytoplasm
Molecular function (GO): GDP-D-glucose phosphorylase activity
Source: RefSeq, a predicted model, not a curated record